Messenger RNA from Fragaria vesca subsp. vesca, 636 nucleotides. RefSeq names its product carbonic anhydrase 2-like. Gene Ontology annotation, molecular function: zinc ion binding; carbonate dehydratase activity. Lineage: Eukaryota; Viridiplantae; Streptophyta; Magnoliopsida; Rosales; Rosaceae. The transcript is spliced from 5 exons. The coding region runs from base 1 to 636 and encodes 211 amino acids. The record is from RefSeq and is a predicted model, not a curated record. Gene Ontology annotation, biological process: carbon utilization.
AUGGCAGCAAACGGGGCAACUCGGAUUGAUCACCAGCCACUUGUAAAUGCAAGGUCCAUGAAAAACAUGCAAACAAGGAAAGAUGUCGAUUUCUACGGCAAGCUCGCCACCGCCCAAAGCCCCAAGUUUAUGCUAGCUGCAUGCUCAGAUUCUCGAGUGUGCCCCUCCCACAUCCUCAAUUUUCAACCAGGGGAGGUUUUUGUGGUCCGAAACAUCGCCAACAUUGUUCCUCCAUUCGGCACGGUAGUGUACACCUUUUUGUUCAGAAACGUUGUUAAGAAAAUAGAAUUGUGUGAUUUGCAGGUGGAGAAUAUUUGUGUUAUCGGGCACAGCUGCUGCGGCGGUAUAAAGGCGCUCAUGUCGAUCCCGGACGAUGUGACCACCGAUAGAUCUGAUCGGUUGGCCAAGCAGUUGGUUCGUUUGAUCGACAGUGGUGCGCUCGACUGGGUCUCGGUUGUGCUGGGGAUGGCUGAAGGUGCAGUGUUGUUGGAUGGGGAGGCGGCGGCGGAUUGUGCAGAUCUGGGUCCGGUCCAUUUCGGGUUGGUUUUGCUACGGCUCAGCCCGAUGACCUGUCUCGGCUUCACAGCGGCGAGAUUGGGAGUGGCGGCGAGUGGUGGUCUACUUGGGGUGCCCUAG